Molecule: messenger RNA, 3994 nt
Organism: Xiphias gladius (swordfish)
Lineage: Eukaryota; Metazoa; Chordata; Actinopteri; Istiophoriformes; Xiphiidae
Gene: dok3
Product: docking protein 3
Exons: 5
Coding region: 157-1737 (526 amino acids)
Biological process (GO): cell surface receptor protein tyrosine kinase signaling pathway; positive regulation of MAPK cascade
Cellular component (GO): cytoplasm
Source: RefSeq, a predicted model, not a curated record
ACAGACAUACACAAGUAGAUAACAGAAUGGAAACUGCUGCUGACGUAAAGGAAACAGUUACUCUAGGGACAUAGGAAACCUAAUUUGAGCCUCUAUUAACCACAGGGCGACAACUUUUGCACUACAGUGAAAGAUUUACAGACGAAGUGUGCAGGCAUGGAUGUCAUCUUCAAGGAAGGAAUGCUGUACCUUCAGGGAGUCAAGUUUGGAAAGAGAACAUGGCGGAAAAUUUGGAUGGUGCUCUUUAAACCCAGUUCCACAGGGGUUGGCCGGCUGGAGCUCUACACUGUACUUGACAACAAUGCCACUUCCGACCAGAAGAAGGCCAUCCGGGUGAAAACACCAGAGAGAAAAGUGGUGCGUCUAAGCGACUGCCUCAGCGUCACCCCUGCUCCGAAGCAGUCUUGCCCGCAAGGGUGCAUGGCCUUCUACUUAAAAACCACACAGUGCACCUACACCUUAGCCUCUACAACAAGCCAGGACUGGCUAAGUGCCCUCUGUCUCCUAGCCUUCCAGAAGGAUCCUGGAGGAUCAGACAAAGGGGAUCUGGAGAGCGGAAAUGGCUUGACCAUGGAGGACAAUGACCUUUACUCAUCUUGGAAAACUGGUAAAGAUCUGACCCUUCCUCCAAACCAGUACCAGGUGACUGUCCAGAGCACAGAAGCAUCCAGGAGGUGCAAGCUGGCUGGGGAGUAUCUGGUCUCCCCAGAAAAAGAAGCUGUGAUACUAUUGGCCUGUAAUACUGGUUACAUCAUCUAUUGCUGGCCAUACAGACUUUUGCGCAAAUUUGGACAGGUUGAGGGGGGGUUCAGCAUUGAAGCAGGCCGCCGCUGUCAGUCAGGAGAGGGACUGUUCAUCUUCCUGUCCACGUAUGGUCCCCAGAUCUUCCAGGCUAUAUUAGAGCAGUGCUCUGUGGAGAGGAGCUCCUCUGUCCAGCCGCUCAGCAUCAACAGGAGGUCAUUAUAUGACCAGUCUCCCGUUAUCCCCCCAACGACAACCAACCAACCGGCUGGUCCUCCUGUCUACCAUGCUGCAGAUGUUUCUGCUGACACAGAGGACGAGUCGGCCGACCACUACUCUACUAUUGAUGACACCUCAGUACUAAAUUUAAAACAGCAAUCUGUUGUCAAACCAUACCUCUCUAACAGCAAGGAGGCCGUGGGAGAGGAAGGUGAGGAUGAGGAUGAGGAUGAGGCUGAGUAUGAGUAUGAGUACGAGGAUGAGGAUGAGCAGUGUCACUCCCUGGAGGCUCUAAAUCUGGAUGGUGACAUGGAUGACAACCUUUAUUACAACUUGAAGAGAUCCACUCUUCCUCUGAUCAGAGGAGAUCAGCUCAAUCCUGAGACAGACGAUUCAAAGUGCAUCUAUUCCGAUGUGAAAAUAGCCGAUUCUCCCCCGAACCCCCAGCUGCAGCCUUUCUCCGCACCCCUCCCUCAACCUGUGUCCCAGUCUCCUUCCUCGACCUUUCCCCAGUCUGAUGUAUACGCCCUACCGAAGCACAGCUACCAGCGUCAGCUCCCUGUGAAUAACUUCACUCAGCCAAGGCUGAAUACUCAGGCGCAGGCAGUGGAUGACAUGAAGGAGAUGGAGGAGGCCACCAGCUCCUCUAACCGUGUCACCCCCACAGAGCCCCCUGGCAGUUUUAAACACAGGCUGGCAGAAAUCCUUUCUAAGGACUUGGCAAAGUUCCAGCCACCUCUUCCCUCUGGAGCAGGCCUUCCCCCAUUUCCUCAGUAGGCUAUUAGUAAACAGACAGACUAGAGGGAGCAAUUUGAGCCGCGAUAGACUGUCAUAACCACAUAAAUGGUUUCUUUAUUUCUUUAAAAUCCCCUCCACUGGGGACAUUAGGCGUCAAAUUUUGGCCUGCAGAUGUUCAUAUGUUUAUCUAUGUAGUCUGUUACUUUAUUCUGUGGAUUUUUAUUGGAAAAAGAGGAUUCAAUAAGUGUUGUUCUUCACUGCUGGAAUGUUAGAAAAGCUGUGCUGCAGAAUAUUCAAUGUGACAUCGCCAUUGGUGGAUAAGCUGAAAGAACAAUUAAUCAUUGGACUAUUAAAUUAUGGGAAAAAAAAUUUUGAAAAAAAAAAAACAUGUUUCCUUGUGACAAUCAGUGUGUUACACAACAUUUUUGGGACAUGUUUACACUAGAUUUUUUUUUCUUUUCUUCUAUUUUCUUUGUCUUAUAGAGAACGAAGAUGGAUGUCAUAUCUAAAUCAAGAGUUUUGCAGCAAUAAGGAAAGACCAAGAACCCAGGUUGUGUUUUGGUGUGAAUAUGCUUCAGUCUGCCUCACAUAGUAGAAAUAUUGCAGUGCAAUUUAAUCGGUAUACUGAAAUAUAGAAAAACAACUUAGUAUGCACACUCAUUUCUUAACUAUAUAUUUAUUGUAGCAAAACAAUCCUCAUAAAAUCCCCCAUGGCUAAACAUAAAUAUGAAAAUAAUUGUUUAUAAUUCAGACAAAUGUCAUUAAUCAAACUGGAAAUGUCAUUAGUGAUGUUCGGGGCAUAUAAAGUGCAUAAAAAGGCCUGUAGGAGUUCAGCAUGGCCUUAGGAAGUAAAAAAAUGAAGGUCUUGGUAGCUUCUCUGUUUUGAGUUUUUCCUAUACCUUUUUUUUUUUCAUUUGGCAGUGCAACAUCUAAGCUAUUAAUCAUCGCAGGAGAAUAAAUGUAGGACUAUCACAUGAUCAACACCUCUACAAGCUGUAAUUUUUUGGUUCGCCCAGUACUUCCUCUACCAGACCCUGCGGUGUAAACAGUCAGAAGUCAGUGGUAAAUGUCCUGUUACUGUCUCCCGCUCUGACUUUCCUCCAUGUCACUGAAGUGCGAAGAUUCCCCAUCACUGCUGUGGGUGGAGGCUGUGGACUUAUUUGACCCCAGGUCAGACGUAGGUCCGAGUAUGAUAAGGCGGCCCACCGAGACACUGGGGUCCCGCUGCUCUCCGGUCAGCUGGUCCGGCGCAGUGGCCUCGGGCCGUAGAGUGUGAAUUAGACUCCUCCUCGAGGUCUUGUCCGCUGCGCCUGGACGGGGACCCAUGCACUCCGACUGAACCACGCCGGCCAGGAGCUCCGACAGCUCGGUGAUGUAGAUCUGCGCCAUUUGGAGGGUGUCAUAUUUGGAUAAUUUCUUCUCAUUUUCCAGAGAGGGGAUGACGCUCCUCAGCUCGUCAAAGGCUUUGUUCAGGCCGUGCAUCCUUCUCCUCUCCCUGGCAUUGGCUGCGACGCGCCUGUGUCUCUGGGGGCCAAGGUGGCUCGCCUUGCCUCCCUCAGCUGCCCUCUCACAGUCCGUCUCCGCGAUGCCCGCAGCGGACACGCAGUCAGGCAGUUUGCCCGUCGGCACGAGUUUCUCCAGUGAGAUGCUCGCGUCUGGAGCUCCGUGCGCGUCCUUCCUCGAGAACGAAGAAAUCCAACCUUUGGAGUUGAUGUGGGCCAGGCUGCGCUGUUGCAGCAGGCUGAAAUCCUCUGGGUACCCUGGCCAGCUUGAAAGAUCUGCUUUUGCAGUCAUUCCUGGAAUCGCCCGUGAUCCUGCAAGACAGGGAAAGGUCACAUGGAAGACUCCGGCUGACGCCCUCGUCUCUGGAAUGGGUUGCACUGCGCGGGCCAUUUAUACAGCCUCCCCUCAGUCACCUGGGUGUCACUCCCAGCCCUGCGACAGCUCUGGCAGCCCUGCAGCCUCAGGAGGCAGCAGCCAAUCGCACAAUCCCCUCUGACCCCGUCAAAGGACAAUUAGACAAAGCUCGACUUUUUUUUUUUUUUUUUCUCCUAUUGUGCAUUGUAACUCAAUCACGACCUUGUUAUUGUCCUCACACAGAGGGGAACCGAGGGUAUUAAUCAUUUAAGAGCACGGCUCGUUUCUAAAGCAAAAAAGGUGAUCAAAUGAACUGGUUCAGUAAAGUCUGAGCUGCAGGGCAGUUGGCUUCAGCGUUAGUUUCCCAGAAAUAAACGGGGUAUCAAGUGCACAUGCCAAAAACGGAUAGAUAUUAGGAAAUUACACAACUUUUGAGCUU